UAUACAGGUGCAUCGUAGCAUUUUCUAUAGUGACAAACACGAGGGUGAUCCUGAAUGUGAACAACGACAAGAAUUCCGAGGCCAACUCAUUGCGUUUUAUACAUGGCAUCCGCUUCCUGAGCAUCUUCUGGAUUUGCCUCGGACAUUCCUACGCAACAAUCGCCGAAAACAUCACGAGAGUGAUUAACGCCGUACACUACUUCGAACACUGGGAGACCAUGAUCGUUACCGCAGGCUUCUUCGCUGUGGACACAUUCUUCUUCUUCAGCGGAUUUUUGCUGUACUAUACGCUUGUGAAGCAAACUCGCAAUCGCCUCAUUGUAGCUGUGGUGGCAAUCAUCAGACGAUUCAUUAGGGCAACCGUCCCACUGUUCUUCAUGAUCAUGUGCAUGUACCUGCUGCCACUCAUAGCAUCAGGACCGAACUCCAAGGAAUUCUACAACAGGUUCUACAGCGAAAUUCAUAAACAUUGGUGGGAUCUGCUUCUUCAGGUUCGCAAUUGGAGAGGGGACCAAGAAAUAGUAACCUUGGUGCAAGUGUGGUACCUCUCAGCAGACUUUCAGUUGUUUCUGGUCAGCGUAAUUGUGAUCCAGAUGUUUAAGACGUAG
Molecule: messenger RNA, 608 nt
Organism: Rhipicephalus sanguineus (brown dog tick)
Lineage: Eukaryota; Metazoa; Arthropoda; Arachnida; Ixodida; Ixodidae
Exons: 5
Coding region: 219-608 (129 amino acids)
Molecular function (GO): acyltransferase activity, transferring groups other than amino-acyl groups
Source: RefSeq, a predicted model, not a curated record